GGAUCAAGUGGACUUUACUCUGACAGAUGAGUCCUGAAAGUUGCCCCCAUCACGAGGAGCGGCUUAUGCAUUGAGGUCAGACCGUGUGGGGCAGUGAAGAGCCGGGAGAUGAACGACCUGUGGGUUUCCGUAGCGAUGCUGGGGGUUUCGGUGCUCCUCAGCGAGCUGAUCCGCUCCGCAGCGCGUGUGCUCCCGAUAGAUUACCGGAUUUACCUGCGGGAGGCGGCGUCCACAUUCCAGCUCUGCUGCUGCACACAUGAACUCAAACUGCUGGGAGACUCGGCCCAGCUGGAGCUCAGUUACGGCCUGGCUCUCACCUACACGGUGACUCUUGUCCACUUGGUAACUUUCCAGGACGCGACCUGUAACCCCACCGCGGCUCUAGAGAGCGUUUGCCGCGGGACCCGCAGCUUAAGGGCGGCCGGCGUCGUCAUUAUGCUCCAGUUCGCAGCUGCCGUCGCCGCGCAGUCUUAUGUCGCCUCCGCGUGGUCGCAGGGUCUCUCCGACAUUCACCUGCAGCAAAAGAGCACUGACUUCAGGUGCUUCGAUCCCCUAGGCGGGACGCUGCUGGAGGCCGCGGUGGUGGAGCUGGCCUGCGCCUUCGUUUUACAGGCUGCCUGCAUGCACGCCCACAAACUGGACGAAAGACUCCAAGUGCACUUCAUCGCUGCUGUUGUAACUGCAGCAGUUUAUGCAGGUGGAGGGAUUUCCGGAGCCAUGUUCAACCCAGUAUUGGCCUUCUCCAUUCAGUUCCCCUGCAGCGGCCACACCUACCUGGAGUAUUGUUUUGUGUACUGGCUGGGACCAGUUUUAGGAUCCCAUGGGGACAGCGUCACACUGGAGGUGUGGGGGUGGGGUCCAGGCUUCCAGGUGACAUGA
This is a messenger RNA of Neolamprologus brichardi, 879 nucleotides long. NCBI's taxonomy places the organism in Eukaryota, Metazoa, Chordata, Actinopteri, Cichliformes, Cichlidae. The record is from RefSeq and is a predicted model, not a curated record.